Molecule: messenger RNA, 744 nt
Organism: Monoraphidium neglectum
Lineage: Eukaryota; Viridiplantae; Chlorophyta; Chlorophyceae; Sphaeropleales; Selenastraceae
Exons: 2
Coding region: 1-744 (247 amino acids)
Source: RefSeq, a predicted model, not a curated record
AUGAUUGGCCGCGCGCUCCCCACCCAGUCUCGCGUGUCGCUGAGAGAGACUUGCCGCCCGCUCGCCGACGCGCUCGCCGGCGCGUUUGACGCCGUGUGCGUCGAUGCGCGCUUGUUCGAGAGCGGCGGAUCGGCCGCCGCCGCCGGCCUCGCGCGCGUGUGCCCUGCGGCGCAGCGUGCGGUGGUCAAGCUGUGGCUUGUUUUUUCAAAGCCGCCCUCGGAAGCUUCCUUGGGCCGCCUGUUCACCACCCUGGCGUCGACCAAGCCGCUGCUGGAGUCUCUAGAUAUAGAAUGGGUCCAGGACAUCUCGGUCUACUUCCAGCGUCGGCUCGCCGAGUGCCGGAGACCUAGCAUGGACGGCGCCGAGGCACUCUGUGCGGCGCCCGUCGCGCGCGCCGCCGCGGCCGCGCUUGCGUGCGCGGGCUGCGGCCCGCGGCUGCGGCGUCUGGCCCUCAUGCCCGCCGCGCUCGGCGGCACUGGCGCCGGCCCGGACGCGCCCCGCGACGGCGCAAUAUCUGGCGUGGCACUGCUCAGCCGCCUGCCCAGGCUGCGCCAGGUGGUGGCGCGCGAGGCGGACCCGACUAGGGGACCAGGCGUGAGCCCGGCAGGCCUGAGCGAGAUCGGCUGCAUUUCCGGCCUCGAGUCGCUCUCGGUUGACCUGUGGACUGGCGACGUCGCAGAAGACGCGCUGCAGUUCUACAAGGGGCCCAUCCCCGAGUGCGACGCGGCGACGGGCCAGGGAUGA